Messenger RNA from Pelagomonas calceolata, 1508 nucleotides. NCBI's taxonomy places the organism in Eukaryota, Pelagophyceae, Pelagomonadales, Pelagomonadaceae. The record is from the annotation of a GenBank genome assembly.
GCGGCAGCAGCAUUGGUUGUGCGCCUGAGAGGCCGGCACAGAUUUUCUUUGACGCAGCGGGCUGCCCCCGGGUACCCUCUUGGUCCCCGCGCCCUCUAGCGCGAAGCCCCGUGCCCGCGCGGGCGCUGUAAGACGCGCGCUACCCCAUCGGUUGGCAUCGACCCGAAACGCCGCCGCGACCAUGGCCGCCAGCCAGCUCGCCCACUUGAUCGCCCAAGCCGACGCCGCCGGCGCGGAGAGUGAGUUGCACCACACGGAGGCGGUCAAACACGGCUACAAGGCAUUGACCUUCUCGGCGCACAUUAUGCAGGAGCGGAAGAUACUGGAGCCUAUGGUCCAGGACGCGCUCCGCGAAUCCGGGCGGCUCUGCGGCUCGCCGUUUGAGAAGCGCGCCAUCUCCUGGUUCGGCGGCGCGCCCGAGGACGAGCAGGCGCGCGAGCUCAAGCUCGAAGAAUGGGCCGCCGCGGUGGGCACUACCAAGGCCUACUGCACGUGGCUCGUCAAGAACGGAGGCAAGGCCAACUGGUGUGCUAAUUAUCGAAGUGGUCAACUACACGACUUCUGCCUGCUCGCCGAGCAGUUCAAGGAGGCGAACCCGCAGUUCGUCGACGGCCGCUGGUUUCUCUUCGACGCGCCCGACUUCACGGACGCCGUCGUCGACUUCUUCUUGAAGUGCCAUGGGCCGCUGUUGAUAACGAAUAUCACAAAAUAUUGCCGCGAGCUGCGGGCGAAGGAGCGGCUCAAGCAGGAGGGCCAGCGGUCCCCGGCGGAGAUCAAGCGGUUGGCGGCCGUGGAGGCCGAGGGCCUCGACAAGCUCGAAAAAGCGGUCGUGCGGCUGGGUGGCGAGGUGCCCGACCUGCGCGGCUGGAAGGUAAGAAAACACGGUUCAAAGUGGUAUUUGAACGGCCCGGGCGGCGAGUACUACAAGGGGUCGAUCUCGAAGGCCGCCGCGGCGAUCGUCGACGGCUCGGCGUCGACGUAUAGUGAUGAUCCCUUCAAGGCGGUCACGGUCGCCCAGCUCAAGGCCAAGUGCAAGGAGCAGGGCCUCAAGCAAACAGGCUUGAAGGAGGAUCUCAUCUCGCGGCUCAAGGACGCCGAGAAAGGCAUUUUCGACCGGUCGAAUCAGAGAAAGCGCCCGGGGUCGCGGGCCGGCGGCGGCGAGCCGCCCGCGAAGAGAGUGAGAACCGGCGGCAACACGACGCGGGCGGUGCUCGAGGACCUCUGCGACCUGGGCGGCGUCGCCUUCGUCCCAGGGACGUCGGCGCCGACGUUGGAGAACCGACUGAAUCUCUGGAUCACUGACCAAGUCGCCGCCGCGGCGCCCAUGACGACCAUGGCCCAGUGCGCUCGAGGCUCGGCCAUCGCCGGAGUCACGCUAUCGGUCGCAAUCGAGGGCGUGCUCAAGGUCAUGCCGGGGAUCAUCUCCUCCAAGUUCUGCUCGUGGUCCUACUAGUAGAUGCGCGUCGCUUGAGGGGCUUCGAGUGUGGUAAGAAACUUUUCUGUCUCCG